Messenger RNA from Micropterus dolomieu (smallmouth bass), 2020 nucleotides. Its product is annotated as beta,beta-carotene 9',10'-oxygenase-like. Gene Ontology annotation, biological process: carotene catabolic process; retinal metabolic process. The transcript is spliced from 12 exons. The record is from RefSeq and is a predicted model, not a curated record. Gene Ontology annotation, cellular component: mitochondrion. Gene Ontology annotation, molecular function: beta-carotene 15,15'-dioxygenase activity; carotenoid dioxygenase activity. Bases 74 to 1735 code for a protein of 553 amino acids. NCBI's taxonomy places the organism in Eukaryota, Metazoa, Chordata, Actinopteri, Centrarchiformes, Centrarchidae.
AACAGCAGCAGCACCAAAGGAGGAGUGGGAAGACCUCUGACACUGCUACAUACUCAAGAGACAAGCUACAGCCAUGGACACCAUCACACAUGAACAUGUCCCAGCACUCAAAAAAUCUAGGAGGAACAGCAACUACUUCACAGAUGUGCACGGUCUGCCUUGCAUUGAGAAGAUCGUAAGCUCAGUGGAGGACACCCCCGAGCCCAUCAGCACCAACAUCACUGGUAAAAUCCCAGAAUGGAUCAACGGGAGAUUUUUGAGGAAUGGGCCUGGGAAGUUUGAGAUUGGAAACCAGAAGUUCAACCACUGGUUUGAUGGUAUGGCUCUCCUGCACCAGUUCAAAAUAUCCAACGGUCAGGUGACUUACAAAAGCCGCUUCCUGUCCAGUGACAGUUACCAAGCCAACAAGGAGCACAACCGCAUUGCAGUGUCAGAGUUUGGCACUGUCACCAUGCCAGACCCCUGUAAAAACUUAUUCCAGCGCUUCCUGUCAAGAUUUGUAAUGCCAAAGACCUCAGAUAAUGCCAAUGUUAGCUUUGUGAACUACAAGGGUGAUUAUUAUGUCACCACGGAAACCGGUGCCAUGCACAAGGUGGACCCUGAGACACUAGAGACAACUAAAAAGGUGGACUGGAGCAAAUUCAUUGCUGUGAAUGGAGCGACCGCACACCCUCACACUGAGCCUGAUGGAACAACAUACAACAUGGGGAAUUCCUACACCCCUACAGGAGCGUACUACAACAUCAUCCGAGUGCCACCGACCAAGAAAACAGCUGGGGAGACCCUUGAGGGAGCCACAGUGCUGUGCUCUAUUCCCUCAGUGGACAAGACCAAACCAUCCUACUACCACAGCUUUGCAAUGUCUGAGAACUACGUGGUGUUCAUUGAGCAGCCCAUAAAGCUGGACCUGUUGAACAUUGUGAUAGGCAUAGUGAGCGGGAGAAGCAUCAGUGACAACGUCCUCUGGGACCCGGAACUCAACACCAUCUUCCACCUGAUUCACAAGCACACAGGGAAGGUAAGCUCCAUCAAGUACCUGGCCAAGCCAAUGUUGACCCUUCACCAGAUCAAUGCGUACGAGGAGGACGGGUUCUUGAUCAUAGAUAUGUGUGCUUCAGAUGACGGCCAGGUCAUCACCAACUACAAGAUCCAGAACCUGCGUAAGUCUGGAAAAGCUCUUGAUGAGGUGUAUAACACCUUGUGUAGAGUCUUCCCACGUCGUUUCGUUCUGCCUCUCACUGUGGACCACGAUACACCCUAUGACCAGAACUUGAACAACCGGCCCAACAGCGCAGCCACUUCUAUAAGAAUUGCCAAGAGCAAGGUCUUCUGUACCCACGAGGACCUCCACAGAAAUGAUCUUCAUCAAUAUGGAGGUCUGGAGUUCCCCCAGAUCAACUAUAGCAAGUACAACACCCACCCCUACCGCUAUUUCUAUGGCUGCGGCUUCAGACAUCUUGUAGGAGACACUCUGAUCAAGAUGGAUCUCCAUGGGAAACACAUGAAGGUGUGGGAACAACCUGGUUUUUAUCCCUCCGAACCGGUCUUCAUACCCUCCCCUCAUGCCACAGAGGAGGAUGACGGUGUCAUCUUGUCUGUCGUCAUUACUCCGAAUAAGGACAAAAGUACGUUCCUCCUGGUUUUAGAUGCUAAAACGUUCGAGGAGCUGGGCAAGGCUGUGGUGCCCGUCAACAUCCCAUACGGUUUCCACGGGACAUUCAGUGACACGGCAUAGACAUGUGGAGAGGAAAUACAUGACAUCACAUGGAUAGUCGCGGCAGAAGUUAUACACUAUGUAAUUACUGUCUGAGAUGCUUUGUUUGUCUCAUCCUACUCAUACAUUUAGAGGUCACCACGCAGAUCUUAACAUAUAGUUAGCUUGGACCUUAUUCACAUUGUUGCUGAUGGUGUUGUGCUGUUAGAAACCUUUAGAAGUUAGGUCUUCUGGUAAAUCAUCUGGUUGCUUUCCAUACUUAAACAAUUGUUUUCAAUAUUUUUAUUCAAGUACAUUAACAUUAAA